CACCGCGCUGCGCCCAGCGCCCCGGACUCCGUGGCUCCGCCGACUCGGGGGAGCUGGCCUGGGGCGUCGCCCUCUGGGAGGCCCUGGGACCCGCGGGGCGGCAGCAGCGGGAUGGGCCUGAGCCCCGCCGCCGGGGGCGAUUGCGGGCGCCGCUUCCCUAGGUUCCCCCGGCCCCGCCUCAAAGCCGCGUCGAGAACCGCGAGUAUUCGGCCAAAUGACAGUCAGCCUGCUCCGGGACAUUCAGCUGUGCCCCAGUCGGGUCGCCACAGGAAUGAGGCUCCCCUUCACCGAGCCACCACGCCCCGGCCUGGAACCCCCCUGGAUCGUUCCCCCUGUCCCAGCCGGCCAUCGGACCCCCAGCAAGAAGACUCUAUGGGCUCUCACGCGUUGGUCCAGCUCAUGCCCAAGCAGCCACAGCCGGGCACUUUAGAACAGAGCAGAAGCAGCGUCCAGCAAGGGGAGAAGCCUAUGGUUAACUUGGAGCCCACGCCCAAGCAGACGAGAGCAGAGUGGAACUCGACCCCAAAGCCUGGCAGUGCAGGCAGAUUAACAAAGCAAGCCGCGGAGGGCAAACCAAGACCCAGACCCGGAGACCUGAUUGAGAUUUUUCGAAUUGGCUAUGAGCACUGGGCCAUCUAUGUGGAAGAUGACUGUGUGGUCCACCUGGCUCCCCCGAGUGAGGAAUUUGAGGCCGGCAGCAUCACUUCUGUCUUCAGCAGCCGGGCGGUGGUGAAAUACAGUCGCCUGGAGGACGUGCUGCAUGGCUGCCCCUGGAAGGUCAACAACAAGCUGGAUGCGACGUACCUGCCGCUGCCCGUGGACAAGAUCAUCCAGCGGACGAAAAAGAUGAUCAACAAGAUCGUGCAGUACAGCCUGAUCGAUGGGAACUGCGAGCAUUUCGUCAACGACCUCAGAUACGGCGUGCCCAGGAGCCAGCAGGUGGAGCACGUGCUGAUGGAAGGUGCCAAGGCUGCAGGAGCGGUGAUUUCGGCCGUGGUGGACAGCAUGAGACCCAAACCAGCAACUGCCUGAAGGUGCCGAAAACUCCAGGCAGAGGAAGAGCGCCUGAUGUCGGCCAAGGGAAAGGGCCUCCUUUCCUCCCCUGCCUUCCUCUCUUAGUGGCCCCAUGUAAGACAACUGUGGGCUUCCUGAAGAAUCUAGAAUGUACCCAAUUACCCCUCCAGAAAUACAUCCAAUAUAUGUGCUCACAGACCCCUGGACUCUCAGGGUGGGAAGAACCUGGUAUUUAUUACACAUCUGUUAGGCACCAGGCCCUGAGGAAGGCACUUCACAUACUUC
Messenger RNA from Camelus dromedarius (Arabian camel), 1299 nucleotides. It is a transcript of the gene PLAAT5, whose product is annotated as phospholipase A and acyltransferase 5. The record is from RefSeq and is a predicted model, not a curated record. NCBI's taxonomy places the organism in Eukaryota, Metazoa, Chordata, Mammalia, Artiodactyla, Camelidae. Gene Ontology annotation, molecular function: A2-type glycerophospholipase activity; glycerophospholipid phospholipase A1 activity. Bases 112 to 1032 code for a protein of 306 amino acids. Gene Ontology annotation, cellular component: cytoplasm. The transcript has 6 exons. Gene Ontology annotation, biological process: N-acylphosphatidylethanolamine metabolic process.